AUAUAGAUAAAAUUAAAUUUGAUGGGGCAGACUUGCAGUAAUAAACGCUAGGCUAAUAAAAGCCAUUAAACUCAAUCAUCAAAAGCUGUUCUUGGUGAUUCUCAUUAAAUAAUACUUACUAAUCCUACCUGUUUUCAACCUCAAAAUGAACUGAAACAAUUCAAAUAGCUAUCCUUACUAUUAUCCUUGGUAGGGAGUUUAGAUCAAUUAUAACAAAUAACAAGAGAUCUAUUGAAAUAACUAUUUGCAUAAAAAAAUAAUUGCCAAAUAAUAAUUUAAAACACCAUAAGGAGAGAAUUAAGAAUAAAAGGAUUAAUCAGACCGCCAUAACAAGAUGAUGAAUCUUUAUUAUUUUAGAACAAAAAGUUCAAUAAGUCACUAAAAACAUAAUUAACAAUUGCGGCUGAAAUCAUUAGAACAUUAUAAUAAGAUGAAGAUUUUUAAGAUAAAUUUCCAACAAUGUGUGUAUCCUUUAUGGAAUUAGCAGAUAGUAUUUAAUCAAUCAGUUUAUGA
Messenger RNA from Paramecium sonneborni, 513 nucleotides. The record is from the annotation of a GenBank genome assembly. NCBI's taxonomy places the organism in Eukaryota, Ciliophora, Oligohymenophorea, Peniculida, Parameciidae.